UGCUGUUAGUACUGCACUGAAGCUAGCAGGCAGGGAGUAGUUAUUUGUAGUUUUAUUUAUUAUUUUAUUAAUCUCCCUAAUAUAUGUUCAGCUUUUUACCCGGUGUCCCUUAACACAGUGUCCUUUUUGCAUUAACUGAACCUGCCUAAUGAGCGAGUUUAACCAUGGCCCUAGUUAAUAAAUCCCAACUGAGGACUUCUGCACGUUUACUAAAUGUGAAUUUUCCACUCCAUGUUUUGUUGCUGUUGACGGCAACUAAGGUCAAGGCACAGAGUUUCGACAACAGUGGGCUAUCCUACGGACUACAAAGUGGACCCGGUGAAGACUCGAUCUUGGUGGCCAACAAUGGAAUACGAGUGCCCUUUGGCAGGUCCGUUUUCAUUGACCCAGUCAAUGAUCUGCUGGUGCAGGUACAACCUGGUGACCGAUGUCACAUCACUGUUUUGGAGAACGACCCCCUUUCUCAAAAGCCGGGUCAGCUUACUCCUAAAAAGUUUCCAUGCGAGUUUGCAGCCAACGAGGUAAAGUAUUCCCACUUGGGAUCCCGGAGCCCUUCCAAGGACAGGGUGAAGCUACAGUUAAGGUACGAUACUGAAACGGACACCAUUGUUAUCCCAUUCAUGAUGGAAGUGGAAGUUGUUUUCACUCAGCUAGAAAUAGUGACCAGAAACAUGCCACUUACCGUAGAAAAGCUGAUGGGCACCAGCAACGCAAUCGACAGGAAAAUUUUGGAAUUUUCUUACGAUAGAGCAACAGAAAUGUGCACAAUUGCAACUCUUGCAGGUGUUGGCAGACUACCUCGGUACGGAAAGCUCUUCCCCGAAAGACAUGCCGGUCGUCAAAUGGUAAACUGUGAGGAGUUCUUAAAUUUAAACAUAAGGUACCUGCAUACAGCUACCACAAAGUCUCCCAACAGGGACUAUGUGCCCAUGGUGACGGAACUCUACGAUAAAGAAGGCAAUCUCCUCAAACAGGAAUAUUUUCAGAUCAUGGUUCGAAUCCGAGAGGGAGCCGAGAAUAGUCCACCCAAACCGAGUUUCGAGGCCAUGAUGAUGAUGGAAGUUAACCAGUUUGUUAUGACAGCUAUCACGCCUGAAAUGCUGGCAGCAGAGGAUACCGAAUCGGACCCAGAAGAAUUAAUUUUCAACAUCACAUCUACUCCUUCUGAUGAGUACGGUUACAUAGUUAGUACGGACGACCAAAACCUGCCCAUCUCUUCUUUUUACCAAGGGGAUCUCAAGGAUUUAAAAAUAGCAUACAAACCUCCUUCAUCAGAUUCAAACAAGGAAAGACUAUUCCAGAUAGAAUUUGAAGUGGUUGAUACGGAAGGGUCUGUUUCUGAGCCAUUUACAUUCAUGAUAGUGGUAAAACCAAUGAAUACGCUGGCACCUGUAGUGACCCGUAACACUGGGCAGUUACUUUAUGAAGGGCAGUCCAGACCUCUCAUUAGCUUUAGAAACCUCGAAAUCAGUGACGAAGACAACCUUAAAGAUGUGCAAGUGUCCGUUAUUGAUGGGUUACGGCAUGGGGAACUUACGGUGUUGGGGUCCAGAAGGAAAUUCUUCACACCAGCUGACCUGGACGCAGGUUUGGUAAUUUAUAAGCAUGAUGGUAGUGAUACAUACAGUGAUAAUAUUAUCUUCAGGAUGACUGAUGGGAAACAUGAAGUUGAGUUCCUUUUUCCCAUCACUGUUGUGCCCACAGAUGAUGAGCCCCCCAUACUAAACGCUAACACUGGACUCGUGCUGUCCGAGAAGGACAUGAAGCCCAUCACCCCUUCAAUGCUGAGUGCAACGGAUAUAGACUCAGAAGACACAACCAUCAAGUUCACGCUUGAGCCACCCUUUUCCACUAUCGGGCAGUUGGUGCUCCGCCAGGUUGACGUUCCAGAGGACUUGUCUUCUUGGAGAUUCAUAGAAAGUGAUACGACGUACGAAAAAGUGGUAACGGAGUGGCUGCAGAAAGACAUUACCGACAACAAGUUGUUUUACAGACACACUGGACCUCACAGCACUACAACUGUAAUGGACCAGUUUUUCUUCCGAGUUCAGGAUGACAAUGACCCACCAAACCAGUCAGGCGAGCAUACAUUUAUUAUUAAAGUUUUACCAGUGGACGAUUUGCCUCCAGAACUGUAUGAGGGUACCACGUUGCAAAUGCAAGUCCACGAAUAUCAGCUGACACAUUUUAGGAGGAAGUGUCUGCGUUAUACCGAUUUGGAUUCCGAUGACAGAGACUUGAAGUACACAGUUGUUAUGCCUCCAACAAAUACUGACGAGAACAGUCCUGUGGAAAUGGGACACAUAGUUUUAAGUGAAAGUCCUGAUAUAGUAGUAACAGAAUUCACCCAAGCUCAGAUCAACCAUCAUAAAAUUGCAUAUAAGCCUCCAGACUUAGAGCUUGGCAUCACCCCUCGUGUGAUUCAGUUCCAAUAUACAGUAGAAGACACUUCCGGAAACAGUAACCAAGGUACAUUUACAAUUUUUUUGCAGCCUGUUGACAACAAACCACCUGAAAUCAGCAACACUGGGUUUACAGUGUUUGAAAGAGGAACCCAUGUCAUUCAAAGUACUGAGCUAAAUGCCACAGAUGCAGACACUGGAAACAAACACAUAUCAUUCACCCUUUCUCAACUGCCUGAACAUGGACAUUUGCUGUAUUCUAAUGUGAUUAUGACAUUGGGAGAGCCCUUCAAUUUGGAUGAUAUUGCUAAUGGCCGAAUUGCUUAUGUUCAUAAUGGAGAUGAAUCCACCACUGACAUUUUAAGUCUGGAUGUAAGUGAUGAGGUACAUAUUGUUACUGUGACCAUAAAAAUUACAGUCCGCUUGGUAGAUGAUGAAGUUCCCACUGUUAUGCUACAACCUGGUACAAUUGGCUCGCAUUUAGAUGUGUUAGAAAAUAGUGUCACUGAAAUCACAACAAACAUCAUCCGAGGUACAGAUGAGGAUACAGAUGAUCUUAUGCUGACUUUUAUUGUUGAGGACCCUCCAUUACUCGGACAGAUCUUGGUCAAUGGUAACCCUUCUGAAAGAUUUACACAAAGAGACAUCAUUGAUGGUGCAGUUGUUUACUCCCACAUUAGUGGUGAAAUUGGCCUAGAAAAAAAGGAGGACUCCUUCAACUUGACUCUGUCUGAUUUGUCAGAUGAGUGGACCAUUGGAGGUAACAUUGUCCAGGGUGUUACAAUACAGGUGACUAUUCUUCCAGUUGAUAACAAAGCCCCAGAUGUCACAGUAGGAAGCCAGUUUACAGUGGUUGAGGGUGAAAAAAAUGUUAUCACACUGUCACAUCUUUCCACUGAAGACAUUGACACACCUAGUGAUGAUAUUCUUUGCACCAUCGUGGUUCAGCCUACAUCUGGGUAUGUGGAGAACAUCUCCCCAGCACCAGGAUCUGAGAAAUCACGUGCAGGUACAGCUAUCAGUGCUUUUAUCAUGAAAGACAUUCGAGUAGGACACAUUUACUAUGUUCAAAGUAUUCAUAAGGGGGUAGAACCAGUGGAGGACAGGUUUACAUUUAGAUGUUCUGAUGGUGUUAACUUUGCCCAGAGUCAUUUCUUCCCGAUUGUCAUUAUUCCAGCCAAUGACGAAAAACCAGAAAUAUAUUUGAGAGAAUUUAUUGUUAAUGAAGGCAUGAGCCUUGUGAUAGAUAUUCCAAUUCUAAAUGCUGCAGAUGCUGAUAUACCAGUGGACGAUCUUGUUUUUAUUAUUACUGAGCCCCCCAAACACGGUCAGAUUGUAAAUCAGUUGACAAAUGGAGUUGUUCCUGUGCUUAAUUUUACCCUGGAUGACAUCAAGGAGAGUUCCAGCAUUAUAUAUGAGCACGAUAAUUCUGAAACCAAAGAAGACAGCUUUCGCAUUAAACUUACAGAUGGUAAACACGCUGUAGAGAAAACAGUUCUUAUAAUGGUAAUUCCUGUGGAUGAUGAAACACCAAGAAUGACAAUCAAUGAUGGCCUGGAAAUAGAAAUAGGUGAUACUAAAGUUGUCAGUAACAAUAUUCUCAAAGCAACAGAUCUUGAUUCAGAUGAUAAAAGUCUGACAUACAUUAUUCGUUUUGGACCAGGUCAAGGUCUUCUGCAGAGGAGGAGGCCUUCUGGCGAGGCUGGGAAUAUCACGCUGGGAAUGAACUUUACACAGGAUGAAAUAGACAGAAAUUUCAUCCAGUAUGUCCAUACUGGCCAGGAAGGCAUUCGAGAUCUUAUUAAGUUUGACGUUACAGAUGGACUCAAUCCUCUUAUUGAUCGAUACUUUUAUGUUACUAUUGGCAGUAUUGACAUGGUUUUCCCAGAUGUGGUUAGCAAAGGUGUGUCUUUAAAGGAAGGUGGAAAGGUGAGUUUAACUACUGAUUUACUUAGCACCAGUGACUUGAACAGCCCAGAUGAGAAUCUGGUAUUUAGCAUUACUAGAGCACCUAUGAGAGGCCACUUGGAGUGUACUGAUUCUCCAGGAUUGCCAAUCACAUCUUUCACUCAGCUCCAGUUAGCAGGAAAUAAGAUAUACUACAUUCACACAUCAGAUGAUGAAGUGAAGAUGGACAGCUUUGAGUUUGAAGUUACUGAUGGCUACAAUCCUAUUUUUCGUACUUUCAGAAUCUCUAUUGCUGAUGUGGACAACAAGAAGCCAGUGAUAACAGUGCAUGACCUAAUAGUGAGUGAAGGUGAGAAUAAGCUGAUCACACCUUUUGAACUGACUGUAGAGGACAGAGACACACCUGAUCCUUUGCUCAGGUUUAUUGUGACACAGCUGCCAGUCCAUGGACAGUUGAUAUUCAAUAAUACUAAGUCUGUGAUCUCUUUUACAAAACAAGAUCUAAAUGAAAAUCUAAUCAGCUACAAACAUGAUGGCUCUGAAUCAGUUGAAGACAGUUUUUCAUUCACUGUAACAGAUGGUACUCACACGGAUUUCUACAUUUUCCCUGACACUGUUUUUGAAACAAGAAAACCCCAGAUGAUGAAAAUUAGGAUAUUAAUAGUAGACAAUGGUGUGCCACAGAUUGUUGUGAAUAAAGGUGCUCCUACAUUACGUAUUCUGUCCACUGGACAUCUGGGGUUUAUUAUCACUAGCAAGGCUUUAAAAGCAGAGGACAGAGACAGUUCCCACAUUUCUCUAAAGUUCAGAAUCAUAGACGGUCCAACUCAUGGCUAUUUGGUCAACACUGGCAAAGGCAAUGCCACUAUCACUGAAUUCACCCAAGCUGAUAUUGAUGACAUGCACAUAUGCUAUAUUCUGAAAGAUGGAAACAAUGCCACAAGUGACAUUUUUCACUUUACAAUUCAAGACAAUGGAGGAAAUAAAUUAAAGAAUCAGCUUUUCCGACUCAACUGGGCAUGGAUAUCUCUGGAAAAGGAGUACUACCUUGUAGAUGAAACCUCAAAUGUUUUAGAAGUUGUACUCAAGCGCAGAGGAUACCUGGGAGAAACAUCCUUUGUCAGUAUAGGCACAAAGGAUGGUACGGCAGAGAAGGAUAAAGAUUUCAAAGGAAAAGCUCAGAAACAGGUGCAGUUUAAUCCAGGCCAAACCACAGCUACGUGGAAAGUGCGCAUUCUGACAGACAGUGAAUAUGAACAGUCUGAAACCUUCCAGAUCGAGCUUUCAGAGCCCGUGAUGGCUGUCCUAGAGUUCCCAGAGGUGGCUACUGUAGAGAUCGUUGACCCAAGUGAUGAAUCCACUGUCUACAUACCUCAGUCCAAGUACACCAUUGAAGAAGAUAUUGGAGAACUUCUUAUCCCAGUUCAAAGACAAGGAGACGUGAGCCAAGAGCUGAUGGUCAUCUGUUAUACCCAACAAGGAACUGCUACUGGCACCACUCCCACCAUGGUGCUUUCUUACUCCGAUUACAUUUCAAGGCCUGAGGAUCACACCAGCGUUCUACGCUUUGACAGAGAUGAGACUGAAACGUUUUGCCGCAUCCUUAUCAUCGACGACUCUCUCUAUGAAGUGGCUGAGACAUUUAAUGUCACUCUUAGUAUGCCCAUGGGUGGCAAAAUCGGCUUACAGUACCCUUCUACACAGGUUACCAUUUUACCUGAUGCAGAUGAUGAGCCAGCAUUUUACUUUGGAGAGACUGAGUACUAUGUUGAUGAGAGCACUGGUUAUGUUGAAGUAAGAGUAUGGAGAACAGGAACUGAUUUGUCUAAAACAGCCACAGUCACGGUUCGAUCCAGGAAAACUGAACCAGUGUCAGCAGAAGCUGGAGUUGAUUAUGUCGGCAUCAGUCGUAACCUGGAUUUUGCACCUGGGGUCAAUAUGCAGACAUUCAGGGUGACAAUCUUAGAUGAUCUUGGACAACCUGUUCUGGAGGGACCUGAAAAAUUUGAAUUAGUCUUGCGUAUGCCUAUGAAUGCUGUUCUUGGAGAGCCAAGCAAAGCCACUGUUUUCAUCAAUGACUCCUUCUCUGACUUGCCAAAGGUACAGUUCAAAGAGCCUGUAUAUGUAGGGGAUGAAAAUGAUGGGCGAAUUACUGCCAUGGUAUACAGGAGUGGCGAUAUCAGGUUCAGAUCUACAGUGCGUUGCUACACUCGUCAAGGCUCUGCUCAAGUCAUGAUGGACUUUGAAGAGAGGCCAAACACUGACAGUUCAAUCAUCACAUUCCUGCCUGGAGAAACUGAGAAGCCUUGUGUUCUUAUACUCAUGAAUGAUACAAUACAUGAGGAAGAUGAAGAGUUACGCUUGGUACUUGGUACUCCAAAAAGUGAGUCACCAUUUGGAGCAUCGAUUGGGGAACAGAAUGAGACCCUGAUAAAGAUUAAAGAUGAUGGCGACAAAGCCAUCAUUAAAUUUGGGGAAACAAAAUUUAGUGUCAGUGAGCCAAAAGAGCCAGGACAACUCAGACUUGUUAAAAUACCUAUUGUUCGACUCGGAGAUACCUCCAAAGUUUCUAUAGUAAGAGUCCAUACAAAAGAUGGUUCUGCAAAGUCCGGAGAAGAUUAUCAUCCUGUUUCAGAAGAAAUUGAAUUCCAAGAAGGUGAAACAAAGCACUUUGUGGAGGUUGAAGUCCUUUAUGAUGGCGUCAGAGAGAUGCGAGAAGCCUUCACUAUCCACCUGAGACCUGAUGAGAACAUGGUCGCUGAGACGCAGAUGAACAAAGCAAUAAUAUAUAUUGAGGAAAUGAACAGUAUGGCUGAUGUCACCUUCCCAGCUGUCCCACAAGUUGUCUCUCUUUUCAUCUAUGAUGACACUUUGAAAGCUAAAGAUAACCCCAGCCCAAUUUCUGGUUAUCCUGUUGUCUGUGUAACGGCUUGUAAUCCCAAAUAUGCAGAUUUUGACAAGACUGGCUCGAUCUGUGCUGCAGAGAGUAUAAAUGACACACUGACACAUUAUCGCUGGUUAGUCAGUGCACCUACAGGUCCUGAUGGAGUGACAAGCCCAGUGAGAGAAGUUGACUUCAACACUUUUUUCACGUCAUCGAAACUCAUCACGUUAGACUCUAUUUACUUCCAGGCUGGAUCAAGAGUGCAGUGUGCGGCUCGAGCCGUGAACACUAAUGGGGAUGAGGGCCUAGAACUUAGCAGCCCCAUCAUAACGAUCAGCAGAGAUGAUGGAAUGUGCCAGCCUCGUGUACCUGGGACAGUUGGUGCUGAACCAUUCUCUGCUAAGCUGCGAUACACUGGACCAGAAGAUCCAGACCAUCCAAAUUUAAUCAAACUGACUGUCACAUUACCUCAUAUAGAUGGCAUGCUUCCUGUCAUUUCCACAAGAGACCUCUCCAACUUUGAGCUGACACUUAGCCCUGAUGGAACUCGGGUUGGAAACCACAAGUGCUCCAACUUACUGGAUUUCAGUGAAGUGAAGACAAGGUAUGGCUUCCUGACCGAUGCCACCAAAAACCCAGAGGUGAUCGGAGAGACUGCCCCUUACCAGUACAGCUCAGCCCUCCGAGGUGCAGAGACCCUUCGCUUCUACAGAAACUUGAACUUGGAGGCCUGUCUCUGGGAGUUUGUUAGUUACUAUGAUAUGUCUGAGCUCCUCACAGACUGUGGAGGCACCAUUGGGACAGAUGGACAGGUGCUGAAUCUCGUGCAAUCCUACGUGACACUACGAGUUCCCCUGUAUAUGUCCUACGUUUUCCAUUCACCUGUGGGGCUUGGUGGCUGGCAACACUUUGAUCUGAAAUCUGAACUUAGGCUGACAUUUGUGUACGAUACUGCCAUCUUAUGGAAGGAUGGAAUUGGCAGCCCACCAGAGUCUGAGCUGCAGGGGGCACUCUAUCCAACCAGCAUGCGAAUAAAUGAAGAAGGGCGUUUGGUUGUCAAUUUCAGGACAGAGGCAAGAUUUCGUGGCUUGUUUGUCAUGACACAUCCCACAUCACUUCUGAGUUCCAUGAUAAUGUGUGCAGCCCAUCCUGGCCUAACAUUUUCCCUUACUCUGGUGAGGAGUGAGACAACCUACAACCAGCCAAUGCAGCAGUGGAGCUUUGUUUCAGAUUUUGCGGUGAGAGACUAUUCUGGGACAUAUACACUCAAGCUCAUUCCUUGCACAACAGCUCCACAUCAGGAGUACAGCAUUCCACUCGUCUGUAAUCCUCGAGAGCCAGUCACCUUUGAUCUUGAUAUCCGAUUUCAACAGGUCAGUGACCCUGUAGCUGCAGAGUUCAGCCUUAACACAGAGAUGUUUUUACUGUCUAAGAAGGCCCUUUGGCUGUCAGAUGGAUCAAUGGGGUUCGGGCAGGAGAGUGAUGUUACUUUCUCUGAAGGUGAUGUUAUUUAUGGACGUGUGAUGGUGGAUCCUGUACAGAACCUUGGGGACUCGUUUAUCUGUAACAUUGAGAAAGUUUUCUUGUGUACUGGAGCUGAUGGGUACGUGCCCAAAUAUAACCCACCUAACUAUGAAUAUGGAUGCCUUGCAGAUAUGCCAUCGCUGCUUUACAGGUUCAAGAUCCUGGAUAAAGCCCAACCUGAAACCCAAGCUAAGAACUUUGGAAAUGUCGUGUUCAAUGCUCGACUUGCAGCAGAUGAUCCUGAAGCUCUACCACUAGUCCGCCAACCUGGGGCUGAUGGCUUCCGAGUCGACUCUGCACCACUGUUUCAGGUAUCGUCUGGUCGAGAGUGGUACAUACACACGAUUUAUACUGUAAGAUCAAAGGAAAAUGCCAGCAGGGGAAUUGGCAAAAGGAGCCUGGAGUAUCAGUACCACUCUGUUGUACGGGGUGGCGAUACAGAGAGAGACAGGUCAUUUCGUCAGAAGAGAGAGGUCAAAGAUGCUCCUGCUAUUGCUAAGGACAUUGGCACUGAAAGUAACAGAGGUACAAACAUUCAGCACAUUGCUUUGGAUCGUGUAAAUAAGAAAGUGAUUCCUCAACAAGAAGAUUUUAUCAACGGAAUCAUCCCUAGAGAAGUCAACAGCAAAGAGUCAGAUAUCAGCAUGUUCACCAUUGUUGGUGUCCUUGCUGUCUUACUCCUUGGACUCUGUGUGAUAGUGGUGAUUGUUCUGCUGCUAAAGCGUAAACAAAAGUCAGAAAAGAAAGAGUCUCCCUCUGCAUGUACUGAACCUAUGAUGCCACAAAGUAACGGUGACAGCUCAGAGGUUUGAUUUCAAGAUACUGGUUUUCAGACUGACAUAAACUUGAAUUUACUCCUGCCAGCAGUAACUCAUUACAUGUCCUGAAAAAAAAUGUUUGUGGUUCCUGCAAUACUUGAAAACUCUUUAUUUUCAUGACUGGUUACCACAACAGACAUAAAGGUAUUCUCAGUCCUAGUUUCUUUUUUUGCACAGAAAACUGUCCAAAGUGGCCUUAUUUGUACUACUCCUUCAAGUGGCAAGUGCCUUGCUGGAUUACUACAAAAUUAUGUAAUGUGACUUCCACUGAUUCCACACAGUCAAAGAACAAUACCAUACCCAAAGGUGCUAAUGAAAGGCUUCUUUUUUUCUGUAUGGAUUAGAAAAGCUUACAUAAUUUAUUGUUGACAUACUUUGAGGUAUGAGUUUGCAGGUUUUCCUAAUGUGGAAGUUUUGCCCCAUUAUGUGAUAUUUGUGUAAGACAUGGCCACGUUUUGCCACAGAAUCAUGCAUUUUUUUACUGCCAAGUAAAUAGUGUUAUAAAAUCUAGCUGGCAUGAGAGGCGGUACGGUCUGUAUUUAAAGUGUGCACAAAAACAAGCUGAAAGGCAGCAAUCCUGCAGAGAUAUGGGGCAGCAUAACACAGCAAUGUUUAUAUUCAGGUGACAAAGUUCAACUAGAACUGAUAUUUCAUGGGAAUAUUACUACAGUGAUAACAUUAAAAGUGCUAGAAGUAACAUUUCAGAUUAAUGUCAAAAUAAUUUUAUUGUAAGAGUUGUAACAAGAAAUAAUUACAUACCUUUCAACUAAAGACCAUCCUUAAUUCGGGCAGGGGUUGCAAGGAACUAUAUCAAAAGGGUAUGCUGUCAAUAAUUCAUGGACGUUUUAGUGUAAUAUAAUUGAAACUGGUAUGGUUAUCAGUUUGAUUUCUGCUGAUGUAGUCUAAUCAGAGAUACACAAUCAGUGAUUUGUUAACACUUGGGAUCCUUCUCUGAAACAGAAUAUGUGUGUGUGUAACUUGUAUACAUACAUGAACUCUGCAAGGUACGGAUGUUGUAGGACAUGGACUUGGCCCAUCUGGUGUAGAAAAAUAAAGAUUUACAAUCAUGUGGUCACAUGUGUAAAGAAGGACAACCCUAUGGACGUCACUUGAUUUACCGCUAGCUUUGGCAGAACUGUCCACUCAGUCACUUUACCUUUUCUUUUUCUCUUUUCUUGUUCACAUUUAACCUAUCAGACACAACACUGCCCCUGUCAACAUGUUAAACUAUUGUACAGUGCUGCCGCUAUCCACAGUACUUACUCUGUUUACUACAUAUCUGUAUUAUUUACGCUGAAUUUCGUGCAAAAGGAAAUACAUUAUAGCUAACUCUGUGAAACAGUGUUACAGCACAACAUCUGGUUUACUUUAUUUCUUGUUUUGCAAAAGGUUACUUUAGAAAAAAAACCUCCUGUUCAUUCAGACACGUUUAAAUAAUUUCAUACGAUUUUUCAGAUACCUGGAAUUGAGUAUAAGUAAAUCUUAUUAACACGGAGACUUAACUUGCCAUAAACCUCUGCUUGCAAAUACUAGAAUUACUGCCCACUGAAUUAAUGUCCUUGACAAUAUUUUCACAGUUUUCUAUACUAAAUAUUUAAAUAGUGAUGCUCAACACUAGACUUUGUUUAGUUAAUCUGCAAAUAUUUUGAAAUGAAUUAUCAUGGCUAACUAUCGUGAUUUAACUGCCAAGCAUCCUGUUUACAUUAUGAUUGACUUAUAUAUUUGCUACACAAAACACUACAUUUCUGAGGUCAGUGAGUAACUUUUUGGUUUCAUUUUAAAGGGUGUGUGACAACCCAACACUAGACCAGUAAUCCAGGAGCCUCAAUCUUCACCACUGUCAACAGUGGGGGACCUACACUGGGAGGAUGACAAGUACAUACACAGUAUUUCCAGAUGCAGCUCUCUGCAUCAAUUGCAAUU
Protopterus annectens (West African lungfish) is the source of this 11459-nucleotide messenger RNA. It is a transcript of the gene FREM2, whose product is annotated as FRAS1 related extracellular matrix 2. Lineage: Eukaryota; Metazoa; Chordata; Ceratodontiformes; Protopteridae. The coding region runs from base 165 to 9530 and encodes 3121 amino acids. The record is from RefSeq and is a predicted model, not a curated record. Gene Ontology annotation, molecular function: calcium ion binding. Gene Ontology annotation, cellular component: membrane. Gene Ontology annotation, biological process: cell communication; homophilic cell-cell adhesion. The transcript is spliced from 24 exons.